Molecule: messenger RNA, 1227 nt
Organism: Schistosoma mattheei
Lineage: Eukaryota; Metazoa; Platyhelminthes; Trematoda; Strigeidida; Schistosomatidae
Source: the annotation of a GenBank genome assembly
AUGGUAAAGUUUUAUGAAAAUACAUUGGCCAAUAUACUUCUUAUUCUGCGUCAGACGUUACGUGAUCACAUCUACGUAUUUAGUACUCUGUUUGAAUUUGUACGCGUACAGUUUGUGAACAUGAACCUAAGCGAUAUAGGAAAUGUGAGCGAUACGAACGGGACCAUUACAAACCUGGAGUUCAAUCUAGAUUCCAUGAUUACUAAUUCAGCACUGUUUCUCCUGGCUAUAGUACCUAUUUAUAUAGGUUCUUUCCGUUCAAUAACUAGUAAGAAGUCAACUGAUGAGAUAGAAGUUGUAUCAGGUAAAGAUGCAGCACUGUUUCCAUUUCUCGCCAGUGCUGCACUUUUCGGGAUUUACGUCGUCUUUAAGUUCAUUCCUAUUCAGUACAUCAACUCCGUUAUGAAGUUAUAUUUCUCUGUUAUGGGUGCUUGUGCAAUAUCCCGGUUCCUGUCACCCAUCUUUCGCCCGUAUAUGCCGGGUUGUGUAAAAAAUAUGCGGUUCAAGUUUGAGUUUUCAAGAAGUUUAGAAAACUCAGAUGGUUCCGAAUCUCAAUGGAACUUAUUGGACAACUAUGAUUUUUCAGUUGAGUCGAAGGAUUUCAUAGGCACUGGCAUCGGUAUUUUGCUUGGCACUUGGUACUACUUUUCAGGACAUUGGAUUGCGAACAAUUUUAUUGCAGUGACAGUUGCUAUUUUGGCCAUCGAAUUCAUAAGGUUAAAUAAGUUCGUAAAUGGCAUAUUACUUCUUUGCGGGCUGUUCGUAUAUGAUAUAUUUUGGGUGUUUGGAACUGGUGUCAUGAUGGCUGUCGCAAAAAACCUAGAUAUUCCAAUCAAAGUUACUUUUCCGCGUGAUUUUCUUUCACAUGGAUUAUUCGGCAAACAGUUAGCCUUGCUUGGUCUUGGUGAUAUAGUUGUUCCAGGAAUAUUUAUCGCCAUGCUUCUUAGGUUCGAUACAAAACUUGGACGCAAUAAUAGUCAUGCUUACUUCUACUCCGGAUACGCAGCCUAUAUCGUUGCUAUCAUAAUGACUUUCGUAAUGAUGCACGUAUUCAAGCACGCUCAGCCGGCUUUACUUUACCUGGUACCUGCUUGUUUGGGUGCACCAUUGCUUAUGGCUUUAGUGAAAAAUGAUCUUAGUGCAAUGUUCAACUAUGAAGAUGAACCGGAAGCUGAGAAGAAAAUUCAGGAGGCUGAUGUGUCAAACAAAUCUAAGAAAAGUAAAUAA